Molecule: messenger RNA, 7844 nt
Organism: Manis pentadactyla (Chinese pangolin)
Lineage: Eukaryota; Metazoa; Chordata; Mammalia; Pholidota; Manidae
Gene: BRD10
Product: KIAA2026 ortholog
Exons: 9
Coding region: 689-6205 (1838 amino acids)
Molecular function (GO): protein binding
Source: RefSeq, a predicted model, not a curated record
AUGGCGACGAUGGCUCUUUCUUCGCUUCUUUCCACAGCUGCCCAGUCCUGGGGGAGCUUGAGUGUCCUCCCCCUGCCCCACCCCUUCCCCCUCCUCCCGCCCAGCGGGGCUUCUAACUGACAGUUGUCGCCGGGCCCCGUCUGCGCGCCGCCUCCUCCUGCCCGGGUCCCCCCGCAGGUAGAGAGGGCGGGAGGGGGGUGUGAGGGAGAGGAGGAGUCCGAGCCGCCGAGGCCCAGCGCUGCGGCCCCCUCCGGAGAAGCUAGAGAAGCCCCCCCCCCAACUUCCUCCUCGCCCCCUCCCAGCCCCCAAGCCGGCCCGGGAGGGGGUGGGGCGCCGAGGCCGCAGCGGCCCUGCCGGGCCUGGCUGGUGAAGAGCGGGCGGGCGGGGCACAGAGGGGUGAGGCAGGCGAGGGCCGCGCGCGCGUCGCCGCCGGGGGGAGGGGAGAGGAGGGCACCUAGGCUCUCCUCUUCUCUCCCCCCUCCCCCGCGCGCCAUGUAACCCCGCCCCGCCGGCGGCGAGCUCGAGACCCCCGCGCGCACCGAACGCAGCCGGCGGCUGAGGAGAGCGAGGCCCGAUGCGGCGGGGGCUGCGCGGUGCUCCCGAGCUCUGAGAAAGCGGCCCACGCUCACGCGUCCCUCGGCGCCUCGAGCGGCCGCUCCGCACCGCCCCACCUGGGCCUGCCAGGAGCAUGAGAGUACCCGAGACGCCGGGGGGGAUGGAGCCGGCCGGGGAGGAGGAGCGGCCGCCACUGGUGGCCGAGGAAGAGGACGACGCGGAGGAGGUGGCAGCGGUGGCCCCAGCUUCAGGGCCGGCCCGAGGGAGGAGUGCCUCCUCGCGGGAGGACGCAGACGACCAGGAGGAGGGGGAGGAGGAGGCGGUGGUGGUCGGGGGCGGUGGCUGCAAGGAGCAGGAGCUGACCUACGAGCUGCAGCAGGGCUACCGCAUCCUGGUUGAGUUCCUGCAGGAGAAGCACAGGGGCCUCACCGCCCCCUUCCUGCAGCCCCUGGGGGGCGUUGCCACCGGGGAGGAGGAGGAGGCGGCGGCCGCGGCUUCCGAGGGGCCGCGCAGCGGAGGCCGGGGCAGUCGCGCCCUCCUGCAGCAGCCCGGGCAGGGCACAUGUCUGCUGAAAAUGGAGGAGAAGUUCAUCAGCGGCCAGUAUAGGGGCAUCACCGAGUUCGUGGCGGACUUCAGGUUGAUGCUGGAGACGUGCUACCGCUUGCAUGGAGUGGACCAUUGGAUCUCCAGACAGGGCCAGAGGUUGGAGAUGAUGCUGGAGCAGAAGUUGGCGCUUCUCUCUCGGCACUUGAGAGAAAAGACAACGAUAGCAGUUACAUCUAGAGGCUAUUAUGGAUUGGAGGAUGAGAAGGGAACUGCAUGUACUUCAACAAGGCGUCGGUCAACACCUCGGAGUUUGGCAGGCUUGACAAGUGGAGUUUUUGAAUCUAUAAUGGUUCAAGUUUUGAGACAGGAAGAACAGCUGAGAGCAAAAGAAGAAAAAAGGCUUCGGGAACAGGAAAGAAAAGAAGCAGAAGAAGCUAGUCAGAAGGAAAUAGAAGAAUGGGAGAGAAAACUUCUAGCUCAAGCAGGUCCAACUUGUAUGGAGACCAUGUGGGAAAUUCCGGCUAUUGGGCAUUUCCUUUGUUUAGCCCAGCAAAUUCUAAAUUUGCCAGAAAUUGUCUUUUAUGAAUUGGAACGUUGUCUUCUGAUGCCUCAGUGUAACGCUUUUCUAUCUAAAAUAAUGACUUCUCUGUUAAGUCCUCCCCAUCGCAGACCUACAUUACAUCGAAGACCUACUUUGCCUUAUAGGACGUGGGAAGCGGCCCUGAGACAGAAAGUACAGCAGUGGUACACUGCUGUAGGGCAGACUGAAAAUCCUGAUAACUGUGCUGAAAAACUGGGAUUGUGUCCUCAGUUUUUUAGAGUUCUUGGAGAAGUUAAUCCAUUGGAAGAAAAACCCUUUCAUGAACUACCUUUCUGUCAAAAAGUGUGGUUACUUAAGGGUCUUUGUGACUUUGUGUAUGAAACACAAAAAGAGGUUCAAGAUGCUGUACUUGGACAGCCUAUUCAUGAAUGCAGGGAAGUUAUCCUUGGUUAUGAUUAUUUGGAGAAUGCUUAUGUACAUUUUCCACAGUUCUGUGGUGCAGAUGUAAGGAUUUAUAAACAGAGACCUUUUCAGGCCCCAGAAUUUCCAGUUCCACCCAUUAAAAUAAAAAGAGUACCUCGGAUUAAACUGGAGAAAUUGAAGUGUGACUAUAUUACUACAAGUAAUGGAGAACAUAGGUGUAGUAGAGAAGGCCUGUCCUCUGCCUUCAAGAAAGAAAAGGAAAUUAACUUUGAUCCAGCUUACUGCCCUACUAAAAUGAACUUGGAUAGUCAUGACAUUGCUUUUGAAAUGGAAAUGAAAUCCAACUGUGAAAUUAGAAUUCGCAGGCCCUGCGAAAUUAAAAAAGUUGAUUGUUGUAAAGAAAAUUUACAGAAACCAGUGAGUCCAGGGGCGGUCACUGGCUUUGGGGAGCCUCUCAGUCCAGGUGAAAUAAGGUUUAUAGAAAAUCAGGAAAAAUAUGGUGAAGCUUCCAGAGUAAAGCCUGAACCUAGUCCAUUAAAAGAAAAUGCUCUAAAAUCUUGCCAAAUACAUGUAAAUGGAAGUCACAAUGAUCAUCCAGAAAUUAACUGCCACAGAGUUGUAAGGGACAUUCUAUUAGAGCAGUCACUGCAGAGCCACAAGAAACUCAAACUAACUAAAAUGAGGGCAAAAAAGAAGAAAAAGAAAAAAAAGAAGUUAAAAGAUGUUUUGAAUGAAAACUUACAGAGAAAACGUGAAUGUCUUCAUUCGCUUGCAUUCAAGUCUUACAAACCCGAGAUCCAGAAUAAGUUAUUGAUCAUCAAAAAGAAGGCAAAACACAAGAAGCACAAAUCUGGAAAAAAAUCCAUAUCUAAAAAAGCAAUCACAAAGAAGAAGAAAACUGUCACAAAGUCACCUACUGUACCAGAAUUUCAGCUUAUUUGCACUAAUCUUGAUGAACUCAGGGAAUUAAUCACAAAAAUCGAGAAUGAACUCAAAGAUCUGGAAAACAGUAGAAAAAAAUCGGGGAAAUGGUACCUUCGGAGGCAAGCUGUAAAAGAAUUGCAUAGUACAUUGAUACGUCUUUUAAAUGAAUUGCUGCCAUGGGAACCAAAGUUAAUGAAAGCUUUUCAAAGAAACAGAAGCCGCCUAAAGAAAGACUAUGAUGAUUUCAGAAGACAGCCUGAUCAGGAUAAAUUUACUAGAGAACUAUGGCCUCCUGAAGAAGGUGAAGGAGAUCCUGAAAAAGAAUCACCUAAAGUUGAAAUCAGUAAGCCCAUAGACUUGACAGAUAUCCUGGAGAAAGAUCACUUUGAUUCAGAUGAUAUGAAAUCAGAAAUAGAUUUUCCUAUGGCCAGAAGCAAGUUGUUGAAAAAGGAAUUGCCUUCUAAAGAUGUACCGAAGACACUGCCUAAAACACAUAAACGACAGUCCAAACAAACUAGUUAUCUGGAUGAUAGCACAAAAGAGCUUUCACCAAGGAAGAAAGCAAAGUUAAGCACAAAUGAGACAACAGUUGAGAAUGUAGAAGGUGAUAUGCAGAUUGACUGUGUGAAUGAAUCAAAGCAUACAGAGACACUGUUUCCAGAGUCAUUUGCCUCAGUGGAUUCAAUGUCAGUGACUACUGUUCAGAAAGGGACCAAACCUAUUCAGGCAUUGCUUGCAAAGAAUAUUGGGAACAAAGUGACCUUAACAAAUCAACUGCCCCCUUCCGCAGGUAGAAGUGUUCCUGCUGUGGAAAAGCCAGUUGCACCUCCUCCAGAAGCAAGCCCCAUAAAGCCAGCAUUGACCUGCCACACAAGUACAAAAGGUCCCUUACAAAUGGUAUACAGAAUGCCCUGUGGCCAGUGGUUGCCCAUAGAUCUUCAUAACAGUUCUGUAAAGAUUCAGAUGCAACCUAUGUUGGAUCCUAAAACAGGAGAAAAAAUCAUGCAGCAGGUUCUCAUUCUGCCUAAGAAUUUUGUGAUUCAGCACAAGGAAGGGAAAGCAGUUGCAAAAGAAAUACCACCACUUCAACAAAAAGGUACAGAACAACAUUGUUCAUCUUUCUCACAAACAGCAAAUGUAAACUCUUCUAUAGCAUCAGUUCUUGUCAACUCAACAGGAACUGGUUCUACCCAACUACCUAAUACUGUUUGCAACAAGAUGGUCACACCUUUGUCAAAUGUGAGUGAUGCUAGAUCACAGCCUUUGUCUCCUGUAACCUCCGUAAGUAAUCUGUUAAUACCACCAGUUAAGACUAGCCAGUGUGAGGCAGGAAAAGUCAAGAACGCAGUUUCAGCAGUCACAUUCCCCCAGCCCAUUGCUUCACCCACUAUUUCCUCAACAGUUCAGCCUCUGUUAUCAGCAACGACACUAAGUGGACCUACAAAUCCUGGUAGUUCUCUCAGCUAUUCUGCACAACAAACUGCUGAUCCUUCUGAAGCAAAGCAGGAACUGAAAACUGUUUGUAUAAGAGAUUCACAGUCAAUUCUUGUUAGGACACGAGGUGGGAACACUGGAGUUGUAAAAGUACAGACCAACCCAGAUCAAAAUUCACCCAACAGUUUAUCUUCAAGUUCAGUUUUUACUUUUGCUCCUCAGCUUCAGGCAUUUCUGGUGCCAAAAUCAACAACUUCAUCGCCUUCUGCUUUUUCACCAGUUGCUGGAACAACUACUGCAUCUAGUCUCCCAUCUUUUGGCCAAACACCAACCUCUGUUUCCAUUCCAGCUGGUUUUAAUGCAUCCAUGGGGAAAAAUCUCAAACUUACAUUAGGCCAACCUUCCUGCAGUGGUAAUUUGGGCCACAUGAUAGAUAAAACAUCACACAUGCCCUCUUCCCCCUUGAAGUCCUCUGUUUCUUCUAGCGCUCUACCACCAUCAAAAGCAAAUGGUUCAGUAAGUGUAAUUAGCUUAUCAGCAGGAAAUUUUGGACAAACCAAUGCAAAUGUUACUCAUACCCCAGCUAAGCAGCAACAAGAAGGUUAUAUCACAAAAAGUUACCCUAUUACAAGAUCAGAAACAACAACAGCAGGUGGAGAUAUGCUCAGUGGGACUUCAGUCCAGAAACUUGUGCUGGUGUCAGCUGCACCUGCUCUUUCUCCUGGCAGUGGAACUGCAUUUAAUGUGACACCUGCACCAACAUCUACAGCUGUUUCUUCCCAGAAAUUGGUUUUUAUUAAUACUCCAAUUCUGAGUGGCACUUCAGCCCCAACUAUUGUGGCAGAACCAUUAAAACAAACUCUUCCUUCCCCCGUGAAUAAAACAUAUGUUAAGACUCCAGAGCAGCCCCAGAUAGUACUAAUUCCAUCUACAGUGGGAGCACCAGUAAAAAUAAAUUCAUCACCAACUGUGUCUCAGAUAAAAGAUGUAAAAAUUGGACUAAACAUAGGUCAAGCAAUUGUAAAUACUUCAGGCAGUAUGCCAGCUAUACCGUCAAUUAACAUACUGCAAAGUGUAACCCCAAAAGGAGAAGAAAAAAGUACCAAGGGCUAUGUUUUGCCAUUGCCAACAAAUGGUAAUUCAAUUCCAGUAAGCUCAAAUUUUGUGAGUCAAAAUAUUACUCCGGUUAAUGAAUCAGUGGUUUCUACAGCAAGAGCGGUAAACAUGUUUUCAGUAACAGGGGCAGAUGUAUCUUUGGGUUCUCUUUCAGUGACCUCAGCCUCUGCUUCAGCUGGGACACAACCUCCUAUUUUAGUCAGUGGAAAUGAUACCUCUUCAAGAAUUAUGCCUAUUUUGUCAAACAGACUUUGCACGUCAAGUCUUGGAAAUACUGUGGCUAUAUCAACUGUGAAAACAGGACAUCUUGCGUCAUCUGUUCUGAUUUCAACUACACAACCAGCAGUGUCUCCUAAAUGUUUAACAUCAGCUUUGCAAAUCCCUGUUACUGUUGCUUUGCCUACACCUGUGACUGUGUCCCCUAAAAUAGUCAACACAACUCCACAAGUGGCAGCAGUAACAGGAGCCACACGUUCUGUGUCUCUUUCUAAAAGACAAUCUCGGACUUCUGUCCAGUUUCAGUCACCAGGGACUUCAUCUACAGUGCCAACAAAUAUAAACACUAAUAAACCUCAAACUGAAUUGCCAUCCCUUUCAUCGAGUCCAGAUUCACUGGAAGUUGCACUUAUAGGACAGAGAGGUCCCAUGCAUGUAUCCUUUACCUAGUUUCCCAUGGUAUGAUUAUAUUGAGGUAUUGAUUCAUAGUGACUGAUUUUUCCAAAAUGUAUUUAAAAACAUGAAUUUUUGUUUAGAAAAAUAUCUUUGUAACUAUUAUCUUAUUUGGGAUACUAAUUGUAUACUCACCACAUUCUGUUUAUAAUGAUAUUGGUAAACCUUAUCACAUGGAGUUAUAGUCUGGGGUUCAAAAUGGUACGGAAGAGUAGGCCAAAAGACUUUCUUUGAAACUACAUUGAAAUUUAUUAUGCAAGUGGAGAGGGCAGUGAGGGUACUCCUAGAAAUACUAAAGGCUCUCGAAAACCUGUAUUUAUGCUCUGAGGUGGCACCUUUACCAAUCUUGUCUAUGCUGUCCUCUGUAGCCGUCCCCAAGUCCCUGUCAGUUUAGAAAAACUUGGAUUUCAGGGGGAAGAGGGUGAUGUUUGAAUUGCAUUGCAUUGUGCCCAGGUGGUGCUCAAUAAAUGAAUGUAUUUACACACUCAACUUUUAAAACAAACUAAGUCUGUUCCUCUUCUGUCUGAAAAGAAUUAUCUAAGCCACUUUAGAAACUAAUUUACUAAUUACCCCUGACCCAACUUUAAUCUGAGUGAAGGACCUAGAGUAAAUAUUUGCCACUAACUCUUUUCUAACUCCUAAAUCCAAAAUCCUAAUAAGAGCUUCCAAACUCUGUGUGAUCUGGUGAACCUUUUAGGGUGGAACCCUUAGGGUUUAAAAGGCUCUUCUGUCUGUUCCCACUUACCUCCGUAGCUUCACUUCAGGCUGUUCUCCCCAUUGAUCACUGUAUCUCGUUUUCUUAUAAUUCCCAGAAAGCUUUAGACACCUUAAGGUCUUCCCAGAUGUUCCCUUUGAUUUAAUAUUCCAUUAUAGAUUCUCAUAACAUAUUACAUAACUCCUUUUCCUUACCAUCCCCCAACUAGCAUCAUGGUAUUGCAGGCACAGAUAGAUUGAAAAGGACAUAGCUCUCCACACUGAACAGAUUGUUUGUAUGCAAUUAUUUAAUGUCUGUCACCUUUCUUAGAGACCUUGCCAGUCAUCUCCAUUGUCACCCCAGUAACUGGCACACUAGACAUUCAAUAUAUUUAUUAAAUAAGUGAGUGAGAAGUCUAGGCAGCUUGUUAAAUUGCUUAAGGUCUUCUUUACUUAUUAAAACUAAUACUCCAUUUUUUGCUAGCUACUAAACUAAAUUAAUGGAUUUAUAUAACCAAAAGCCAAAUUAUUUUUCCUUUGCCUUCAGUUUGGUAGGUUGUGGAUUUCUGGGAAUUUGGCAAAAGCAUACAAAGUCAAAUUGCUCAGUUUUUUAAUAUCAGUGUUAUCAUUAAGUAUUCUCUAAAUGUCAUCUAUAAAAACAUUCAUGUAAAGGAAGAAAAGUUACCGCAAUGCUACCUAGAGGCUUCAUUGUACUAGAAGGGUUUAUUUCCAUAUGUACUACAGAAUUGGGCCAUUGGGAUGUCUAUAUUCAGUAUAAUUUAAAAUGCUAAGUUAAAACAUGCUAAAAUAACAUAUCUCCUUCCGAUGUUAGUGAUUCUCUUUCAGUUCCUAUAAUUUUUCCAGGAAAAAAAAAAUCAGUUUUUCUUUGUGAUUAGGAAAAAAAUGCACAUAAAUAUUAAAUAUUAAGUGGUUGUUUAGAUCC